Molecule: messenger RNA, 325 nt
Organism: Staurois parvus
Lineage: Eukaryota; Metazoa; Chordata; Amphibia; Anura; Ranidae
Source: the annotation of a GenBank genome assembly
CAAUUCUGUGUCCCUCGAGUAACAAUUCUGUGUCCCUCAGUAACAAUUCUGUGUCUGUCCCUGAGUAACAAUUCUGUGUCCCUGAGUAACAAUUCUGUGUCCCUAAGUAACAAUUCUGUGUCCCUGAGUAACAAUUCUGUGUCCCUGAGUAACAAUUCUGUGUCCCUGAGUAACAAUUCUGUGUCCCUCAGUAACAAUUCUGUGUCCCUCAGUAACAAUUCUGUGUCCCUCAGUAACAAUUCUGUGUCCCUGAGUAACAAUUCUGUGUCCCUGAGUAACAAUUCUGUGUCCCUGAGUAACAUUCUGUGUCCCUGAGUAACAAUUC